ACCCAAUUGGCUGACACCACAGCUCUAUCUUUCCGGGUCUUUCCACGUCUCCAGCGUAUUUCUGCAGAGCUGGGCCAGAGGGAGCCAGAAAGUACCCUGUGUUUGAGAACAGAAAUGAAUAAAAGCAGCAGGCAGAGUAGGAGAAGACAUGGGAGAAGAAGCCGCCAGCAGAACUCAUGGUGCAGACAGCGCAAUUCCAGUGAGAGGUGUACGACAGGACCACAGCAGAGAUCGCAGGACUCUGGCCACGGCGAUGAGGAGGCCCCAUCGACCUCAUCCAAUACUGCUGGGGAUCCUUCUGCACCAGAUCUACCUGGGUAUUACUUCGACCCCGAAAAGAACCGCUACUUCCGCUUGCUCCCAGGACACAACAACUGCAACCCCCUCACCAAGGAGAGCAUCGAGCAAAAGGAAAUGGAGCGCAAAAGACUGCAUCUGCUAGAGGAAGAGGAAAAAAAGAAAAAGAAAGUAGCCAGAAUGGGAUUUAAUGCGUCUUCCUUCCUACGAAAAAGCCAGCUGGGUUUUCUCAGCGUCAACAGUUACUGCCGCUUAGCCCACGAGCUACGACUGAGCUGCAUGGAGAGGAAAAGGGUGCACAUCCAGCGCUCAAAUCCCUCCACUUUGACGAGCGACCAGUUCAGCCUGAUCCUGGCGGAUACCAACAGUGACCGACUCUUCACAGUGAACGAUGACAUCGGAGGUGCAAAGUAUGGCAUCAUCAGCCUGAGUGGACUGAAGACCCCCGCACUCAAAGUGCGCAUGCUUGAAAACUUCUACUUCACCAGCCGUAAGGUGAAUUCCGUGUGCUGGGCCUCGCUGAACCACUUGGAUUCACACGUUCUGCUGUGCCUCUUGGGAUUUGCACAGACUCCGGGCUGUGCCACUCUGAUCCCAGCGUCACUGUUCACCAGUAGUCACCCAGGUGUAGACCGGCGUGGCAUGCUCUGCAGUUUCCGGAUCCCCGGUGCCUGGUCUUGUGCUUGGUGCCUGAACAUCCAGGCAAACACCUGCUUCAGUACUGGCUUGUCUCGGCGGGUCCUGUUGACCAAUGUGGUGACAGGACACCGGCAGUCGUACAGGACCAGUAGUGACGUCUUGGCCCAGCAGUUUGCUAUCAUGACUCCUUUGCUGUUUAAUGGCUGUCGCUCUGGGGAGAUCUUUGCCAUUGAUCUUCGUUCUCGAAGUCAAGGCAAGAGCCGUAAGGCCACCCGCCUAUUCCACGAUUCAGCAGUGACCUCUUUGAGGAUUCUCCAGGAAGAGCGAUCAGUGAUAGCAUCUGACAUGGCUGGAAAGAUCAAGCUGUGGGACCUCAGGGCCAUGAAGUGUAUAAGGCAGUACGAAGGUCAUGUGAAUGAGUAUGCCUGCCUGCCCUUGCAUGUGCACGAGGAAGAAGGAAUCCUGGUGGCAGUGGGCCAGGACUGCUACACCAGAAUCUGGAGCCUCCAGGAUGCCCACCUGCUCAGAACCAUACCCUCCCCAUACCCCACCUCCAAGGCUAACAUUCCCAGCGUGGCCUUCUCUUCUCAGCUCGGAGGCUUCCAAGGAAGCCCAGGGCUGCUCAUGGCUGUCAAGCAGGACCUUUACUAUUUCUCCUACAGCUAAUUCUGCAGGGGGAGCCCAGAGGAGUAUGGCUGUAGCUGAGGAGAGUAAAGAGUGGCUUAUUUCCAUUUCUAAGGAGGGAAUUUUAAGCGAUGCCCAGUGCUUGCAGAUCAUCCCUCUGGCUGCUAGGAGCAGGGUGCUAAGGAUUGUAAGUGGAGGCACUUCAGUAAAGUUGUUACAGUUAAAUGGUGGGCUCAGAGAGCUUGAAAGUCCUUUUCAUAAAAGGUAUUUAUUUCUUUCUCUUGUUAAAUUCUCCAGAGUAGUUCCCUACCACCACCACCACCCCUUUUUUAACAAAAAGACUUUUGUAAGGAUUAAAGAUGGGCAAAAACUCAAAUAAAGCUGGUGCUUUAACCAAAAGCCCCUUGGAGAAGCUCAAUGAGACUAGUGAGACUGUUGGAGUAGUCAGUGCCUUGAUUUUAGGAAGAAUUGCAUUUGUCCUUGACAAAGCCAGCGGGGUUGGAGAGGAAAGGCAAGUCAUGUCUCGCGAAUCUAUGGAAUAAAGAUUUAAGGCUGGAGUUUGGAAUCAUUAAUGUGGCUGUCUCAUACUCGGCUUCAGCAUAUCCAAUCAAAAAGAUUGUUUUUGUUACUGCUAUUAGGCAUUGAAAGGAAAGGUGGAUUUUUUUUUUUUAAUUCUAGAAGUUUAUUUUGUUUUUUGGUACCAGGGAUCAAACUCA
Fukomys damarensis (Damara mole-rat) is the source of this 2276-nucleotide messenger RNA. It is a transcript of the gene Dcaf4, whose product is annotated as DDB1 and CUL4 associated factor 4. Gene Ontology annotation, molecular function: protein binding. The transcript has 14 exons. Lineage: Eukaryota; Metazoa; Chordata; Mammalia; Rodentia; Bathyergidae. Gene Ontology annotation, cellular component: Cul4-RING E3 ubiquitin ligase complex. The record is from RefSeq and is a predicted model, not a curated record. Bases 115 to 1602 code for a protein of 495 amino acids.